GCGAAAUAUCCCAGUUGCCAUUUUGCAGGUUGUCGGACGCAUGGUCGCGCAGUCGUGCAGUGUCGUCGCGCCGGCGCCGGACGUCGUCCUUACGCUCACCGACCUCGAGCUAUCGAGCCCGCCGGCCGCGUGUGGCCGGUCCAUCGCGCAGCAGCGCCAGUACUUUGUCCGCCUUCUCUGCCGCGAAGUGCUCAAAGUGCACACGCUCCUCCGCGCGCCGUUCGAGAAGCGCACGGUCAUCGACACGUGCCGGUCCGUCGAAGAGAGCCUCUUCGCCGCCAACGCCGAUUCCUUUGACGCGUACGUGCGCCACAUGCGCACGCGUGUCCAGCUCAUCGCCAAGAAGGGCUGCGCGCUCGUGCGCCAGACAAGCGACGACGACGUAGUGCAAGCGCCGACCGAGCCGACGAAUGCAGCGCCGGCCACCACGACGCAUGAAGAGACAGCCGCCGCGUUCCAGCAAGCGCAGCUGCGGUAUACCGUGGGCGCGGCGUGGAUAAAGAACCAACGCAAGCGGGCGCGCUUCCGCUGGAGUCUGGCAAGCCCGGCCGAAGACGCGCACGUCGACGCCGUCAUGGCCUCGGCCCGCGCCGAAGUGCUCGCCUCGCUCCGCACCAUGUAUGCCGAACCCCUCGCUCUGUACGAGGCGCAGCUGCGCUCGUCGCUCGCGGUCCAACACCGGGACUGGGUCGCCUACGAUCUGAGUGUUGUCCAGUCGCUCCGGGACGCGCUUCGCCCCGACGCCGAGACGGACGCCGAGAUGUCGACGCUCCACACUCAGAUCCAGCGCCUCCUCAAAGAGAAGGCGCUCUUCGACUACAUGUGGGCCAUGGAAAUGGCGUCCACUUGAUUAUUUAACACCGCCGCAGUAGUAGGCCGCUCUCCCGUACGAAUAUAGCACGCAUAGUUAAUAUAAAGAGCGCCACUUCUAGUUGAAGUACACCG
Molecule: messenger RNA, 945 nt
Organism: Saprolegnia diclina VS20
Lineage: Eukaryota; Oomycota; Saprolegniomycetes; Saprolegniales; Saprolegniaceae
Exons: 1
Coding region: 41-850 (269 amino acids)
Source: RefSeq, a predicted model, not a curated record